Drosophila takahashii is the source of this 1929-nucleotide messenger RNA. RefSeq names its product Ionotropic receptor 68b (gene Ir68b). The record is from RefSeq and is a predicted model, not a curated record. NCBI's taxonomy places the organism in Eukaryota, Metazoa, Arthropoda, Insecta, Diptera, Drosophilidae. Gene Ontology annotation, molecular function: ligand-gated monoatomic ion channel activity. Gene Ontology annotation, cellular component: membrane.
AUGGAGUCUUCGGUGGUUUUUCCGCUCCUUAUCCUGAUUUUUCUGCCAGGGAUUUGCUCCCUAGCCGGGAUUGCCUGUCGAAUAGCAGUAAAGCUGAAUGUCCAGGUGACCUAUCUGUACCGUUGUUCCAGUUGUCCUGCUUCCUUUGAUCCCGAGCACUCUGCCUUGGAACUGGAACUCCAUCGCUGUGUGGGCAGUCGAUUACCCACGGUCACGAGGAACAUCGAGGCCCAUGAAGUGGAACCAUUGCGAAACACGGACAGCCUGAGCAUCUUUCACAUCCCAGCGGGCGAGGGGGGAGAUGCCCUGGUUCGCCGCAUCCUGGACAUGUUGAAUCCCCGCCAGCCGCGCAAGCAUCUGCACAAGUACCUGUUUAUUUGGCCAGGAGCCAGGAGAAAUCAGUUAUUACAACUGUUCAGAGGCAGCUGGGCCAAGAAACUGCUCUAUGGACUGGCCAUAACGGGCAAGGAUAACGGACUCUUUGACUUUGAUCCCUUUGCAGAGGGGGGCCUACAGGUGGUGCAUCGUUCGGCGGAGGAUCCCUAUUACCCCCUGAAGAUGAAUAACCUCAGGGGCUACCCGUUGCGUUUCUCCAUGUUCACGGAUCCCCUGAUGGCGGUGCCCAGAUAUCCCGUGGAGACGGCCGGCUACAAGGCGAUCGAUGGAGUGGCGGCCCGAGUGGCUGCCAGGAUGUUGAAUGCCACCGUUACCUAUGUUCUCCCCGCCGACAAUGAAUCCUAUGGACGUUGUCUGCCUGGUGGCAAUUUCACCGGAGUGGUUAGAGAUAUAGUGGGUGGUCACACCCACUUUGCACCCAACUCGCGGUUCGUGCUCGACUGCAUCUGGCCGGAAGUGGAGGUGCUGUAUCCGUACACCCGUCGUGUACUCUACCUGGUGGUUCCCUCUUCCGAAAUUCAGCCGGAGUACCUGAUCUUCGUGCGCGUCUUCCGGCGUUCCGUGUGGCAUCUCUUGCUGCUGACCCUUUUGGUGGUGGUCCUGGUCUUCUGGGUGAUGCAGCGGCUGUACAAGAGGAUUCCCCGCCCGCGGCCAGUUGUCCAGUUUCAGGCCACCUGGUAUGAGAUCCUGGAGAUGUUUGGGAAAACCCAUGUGGGUGAACCAGCUGGAAGGCUCUCCUCCUUCAGCUCGAUGCGCACCUUUCUGAUGGGCUGGAUACUCUUCAGCUACGUCCUGACCACCAUAUACUUUGCCAAACUGGAAUCGGGAUUCGUGCGUCCCAGCUACGAGGAGCAGGUGGAUCGGGUGGAGGGUCUGGCCCAAUUGGAUGUUCAUAUCUACGCGGUGACCACCAUUUAUGAUGCAGUGCGACCGGCCCUGUCGGAGCACCAGUAUGGUCUGCUGGAGAACCGCAGUCGCCAGUUGCCCCUGGGUCUGACCACUUCCUAUUACCAAUUGCUGGUUUAUCGCAGGGAUCGGCGGGCGGCCUUUAUAAUGCGCGAUUUCCACGCCCGCGACUUCCUGGCCCUCAGCUAUAAUUCACAGGCGGAGCGACCCGCCUACCACAUAGUCAAGGAGUACCUGCGCUCCAUGAUCUGCACCUACAUUUUGCCCCGGGGAUCUCCCUUCCUGCAGCGCCUGGAGUCCUUGUUCUCGGGCUUCCACGAGCAUGGAUUCUUCGAGCACUGGCGUCAAAUGGAUCUGAUCACCCGGGAUGGAACCACGCCGAAUGCCGAGGAGUUCUACGAGGAUCUGGGCGACCAGACGGACACGGAUCCCGCCGCCAACGAGGCGGGAAUGCGUCACAAAAAGCGGGUGGUGCUCACCCUGGACAUCCUGCAGGGCGCCUUUUAUCUCUGGUCCGUGGGCAUUGGGAUUAGCUGCUUGGGAUUCGCUGUGGAGCAGGCUUAUUGCCUCUGGAGGGGUCAUAAACUACGGAUUUUGGAUGUAACUAGAAAUUCCAGAAAUAAUUAA